GCUGGCAGUCCCGCGAAAACCAUGGCUGGAGGCCUGUGGGGUAUCUGGGUGGUGCUGCUCGGCCCGCUUCUUUGGGGCUGCGGGCUGGCGCUGCAGGGCGGGAUGUUGUACCCCCGGGAGAGUGCGUCGCGGGAGCGCAAGGAGCUCAAUGGCCUCUGGAGCUUCCGCGCCGACUUCUCCGACAGUCGGCACCAGGGCUUCGAGCGGCAAUGGUACCGCACGCCGCUGAGGGAGUCGGGCCCUACCCUGGACAUGCCUGUUCCCUCCAGCUUCAAUGACGUGGGCCAGAAUGAGCAGCUGCGUAGCUUUAUCGGCUGGGUGUGGUAUGAACGGGAGGUGAUCCUGCCCCAGCGAUGGACCCAGGACCUGGACACAAGAGUGGUGCUAAGGAUUGGCAGUGCCGUCUACUAUACUAUUGUGUGGGUGAAUGGGGUCCAUGUGGCAGAGCACAAGGGGGGCCAUCUUCCAUUCGAGGCUGACAUCAGCAAGCUGGUCCAGAGUGGGCCCCUGUCUUCCUGCCGCAUUACCAUCGCCAUCAACAACACACUCACCCCCAACACCCUGCCGCCAGGGACCAUCACCUACGAGACGGAUACCUCCAAGUACCCCAAGGGCUACUUUGUCCAGAACACACAGUUUGACUUCUUCAAUUACGCGGGACUGCACCGGCCUGUGCUCCUCUACACGACGCCCACUACCUACAUUGAUGAUAUCGCCGUCACCACCAACGUGGACCAAGACACUGGGCUGGUGUAUUACCAGAUUUUUGUCCAGGGCAAUGACCACUUCCAGCUGGAAGUGCAUCUUCUGGAUGAGGAAGGCAAGGUCGUGGCCCAGGGGACUGGAGGCCAGGGCCAGCUGCGGGUGCCCAAUGCCCACCUCUGGUGGCCGUACCUGAUGCACGAACACCCUGCCUACCUGUACUCGUUGGAGGUGAGGCUGACCGCACAGACGGCAGCUGGGCCUGUGUCUGACUUCUACACUCUCCCUGUGGGGAUUCGCACUGUGGCUGUCACAAAGAACCAGUUCCUCAUUAAUGGGAAACCUUUCUAUUUCCAUGGAGUCAACAAACAUGAGGAUGCAGACAUUCGAGGGAAGGGCUUUGACUGGCCACUGCUGGUGAAGGACUUCAACCUGCUUCUGUGGCUUGGUGCCAAUUCCUUCCGUACCAGCCACUACCCCUAUGCGGAGGAGGUGAUGCAGCUCUGUGACCAGUAUGGGAUCGUGGUCAUUGAUGAGAGCCCUGCUGUAGGCAUCACGCUUGUCCAGAGCUACAACAAUGUGUCUCUGCAGCACCACCUGGAGGUGAUGGAGGAGCUGGUGCGCAGGGACAAGAAUCAUCCAGCUGUUGUGAUGUGGUCUGUGGCCAAUGAGCCCACUUCCUUCCUGCAACCUGCAGGUUCCUACUUCAAGACACUGAUUGCCCACACGAAAGCUUUGGACCCCACCCGGCCCGUGACUUUUGUGACCAGAUCCAGCUAUGACACAGACCUGGGAGCCCCCUAUGUGGAUGUCAUCUGCGUGAACAGUUACUUUUCCUGGUAUCAUGACUUCGGGCACCUGGAGGUGAUUCAGCUGCAGCUGGCCACCCAGUUUGAGAACUGGUAUAGGACCUAUCAGAAGCCAAUUAUUCAGAGCGAGUAUGGAGCAGACGCCAUUGCAGGGCUUCACCACGAUCCACCUCUGAUGUUCAGUGAAGAGUACCAGAAAGUUCUGCUAGAGCAGUAUCAUUUGGUUCUGGAUCAAAAACGCAAAGACUAUGUGGUUGGAGAGCUCAUCUGGAAUUUUGCUGAUUUUAGGACUGACCAGUCACCACUGAGAGUACUAGGGAAUAAUAAGGGGAUCUUCACUCGCCAGAGACAACCAAAAAGUGCAGCAUUCCUUUUGCGAGAAAGAUACUGGAAACUUGCCAAUGAAACCGGGUACCACCCGUCAGCUGCAAGGUCACACACUGUGAGAAAGAGCCUGUUUGUAAAUUAAGAACAACCUCUUCACUGACACCAGCUGCCAGCCCAUCCUUCCCAAGGGACGACUUCUACAGCCAACAGAGUGCCUCCUGGACCGUGGGUGGCAGACCGGAAAGUUUCCUGUCUGAAUUUUGUAGUAAUUUGCUAGAAGGGAACAUGAGAGGUGAAAAUAAAGGCUUUUGCAAUAUGG
Messenger RNA from Pteronotus mesoamericanus, 2157 nucleotides. It is a transcript of the gene GUSB, whose product is annotated as glucuronidase beta. Lineage: Eukaryota; Metazoa; Chordata; Mammalia; Chiroptera; Mormoopidae. The coding region runs from base 22 to 1980 and encodes 652 amino acids. The record is from RefSeq and is a predicted model, not a curated record. Gene Ontology annotation, biological process: carbohydrate metabolic process; glucuronoside catabolic process. The transcript is spliced from 12 exons. Gene Ontology annotation, molecular function: carbohydrate binding; signaling receptor binding; beta-glucuronidase activity.